Molecule: messenger RNA, 941 nt
Organism: Linepithema humile (Argentine ant)
Lineage: Eukaryota; Metazoa; Arthropoda; Insecta; Hymenoptera; Formicidae
Product: meiotic nuclear division protein 1 homolog
Biological process (GO): reciprocal meiotic recombination
Cellular component (GO): nucleus
Molecular function (GO): double-stranded DNA binding
Source: RefSeq, a predicted model, not a curated record
UUAUAACCGUUUUAUAAAUGAAUGUACGAGAUUAUUCAAUUAAAUUAACAAUCCAUUUUUUUUGCAAUCUACCUCAAAUAUAACUGACAACGAUUGUCAAACUGUCAAGUUUAAUUUUCGACUUUAGCUUGUGUUAAAUCAGCAUUUAUAAACAUUGUUUAUAAACAGUGGGUGAUUAUUCGCAGUUGUUUUUUUAAUUAAACUAUAUGAUUUUAAAUCUUGGAUUAAAUAAAUAAGGAGCCAUGUCUAAGAGAAAAGGUGUCUCUCUUGAUGAGAAACGUCUGAGGAUGCUACAACUCUUUUAUGAGAAGAAGGAAUUCUUUACGCUAAAAGAAAUUGAGAAAAUUGCACCAAAAGAAAAAAACAUUGUGCAGCAAUCUGUCAACGGCGUACUACAAGCGUUAGUAGAUGACGGUUUGGUACGAUCGGAGAAAAUUGGCACUUCUGUGUACUUUUGGAGGUUUCCAGGAGAAAAUAUCACUGCAACAGAGCACAGAAUAGCUGAUACAAACAAAAAGGUGGUUGAGGCUGAAUUUAAGCUUGAAAAGUUAAAAGCAGAGAUACAAAAGGAAAAAGAAUUGAAGAGUGACACAGAAGAGAGACAAACCUUACUGAAGGAAAUCGAACAACUGAGAAAAGAAGAACAGGAAAUAAAGAAUCAAAUUGCUAAAUUCAGCGGUGUUGACCCAGAAGCAAUUGCAGAAAUGAAUCGGAAAGCACAGAAGUACAAAGAUGCAACCAACACAUGGACAGACAACAUUUUUGCUGUACAGAGCUGGUGCAAGAAUAAAUUUAACAUCGUGGAGGAAGAUCUCAAUAAACAAUUCAACAUUCCUGAGGACUUGGAUUAUAAAGAAUGAAUCUCUCUUAAUUAAGUUUCAUAUCCUGUUAACUGUCAAGAAAUUAUUUUUGCUAUAAAUAAACAAAAACGUACCAUUCAA